Onthophagus taurus is the source of this 687-nucleotide messenger RNA. RefSeq lists its product as uncharacterized. The record is from RefSeq and is a predicted model, not a curated record. NCBI's taxonomy places the organism in Eukaryota, Metazoa, Arthropoda, Insecta, Coleoptera, Scarabaeidae.
GUUGUCAAAACGUCAUUUAAACAAUCAGUGGUAUUGACACAUAAACUCAUUUAAUUUAUAAUUUAAUUUGUAAUGUGGGUUUGGAGAAGAUUACAACACCAAAACACAAAAAAGACAAUUUCCGUUUGUUUGUGUUUUCUUUUUAUCGUAUUUUGCGUACUUCUUAUAACAACGGGAUUUAAGUGGCCCCAUGUUUGGGCUGUUGUAUACUCAAUGGAAACAUCACAAACGAUUGGAGUAACAAUCAUGUACCUAUUCACGUCCUCACUUCUGGUAAUAAACGUCUUUUUACUACUGGCUUUAAAACAGAACGGACCUAAAUCGAUAUUAUGCUGCUUAUUGGCCCUAUUAUUCUUAUGGCAAAUGCAUCUUGUAGCUUGCUUUUUAUCCAUCACCGUCCAUACAAUGAAUUUAAAAGAAGAAUCUAGAACAGUAGUAGCGUUAUAUAAAACUCUCCCAUUGUUAAGUGUUCAAGGUUUAUGGCUGUAUUUUAUAUCGGUUACUUGGUAUUAUUGGAGAGAAUUAACUCUAGCAAAAGACGUACCCGCAUUCGUUAUCUCAUUAAGAUUUAAUUCUCGAAGACAAAAAGCGAUGAGGCAAGAUCAAAGAGAUCGUUUGGGAGAUCUCCCAAGACGAUUCAUGUCACAGCUUAUUACGAAAGGAAUCAAUCUUGCAGAUGCAUCCUGA